AUGCUGCCCACCGUCGCUCUUCCCUCGCAUUUCCAUCCGCAUCAUCAUAUCGAUAAUCGCCUGAGUUAUGACCUGUAUGGCCUCCAACACCCCGCAGCCGCCACGCAACGUCCUUUCCUUCAGCAGCAAAAUGGUAAUCGAACGUCCGCCGCUUCAGUGCCGAGAACACACAUGCAGUUUCCUCACCCCAUACAGCGACCGCUUUCUCUCGACGCAAGUGAGCCCGAUGUGACCAAGGCGGCGAAAACUGGGGAACAUAAUCUGAGGAGGAAGACUCCCAACGGGACUUUGGCUGCGGGAUAUGACGGCACUCCCGGUGACAGGGCCAUUCAGCCGCCGGCGGCAAAACACAUCCUGGUUUCCUCCCUUGACACACGACAGCAUCCUUCGUCUCAGUCCGUCGACAGCUACGCUUGGCUGCCUGUUGAACAGGCUUCCUCGCUACAGUACCAGGCCUUCCCCCCGGCUUUUCAGUCAGAUGUCGGUCAUACCAACAACAAUAACAAUGGCUUAUCUGUGCAGUCAGGCGGUGCCAAUGGGCCGAGCUGGGUUCGGUCUCUCAACUUUCAACCAGGCGUGGAUUCGGUCCUUCAGUCAUCGCCAAUACCUCAGUCGCCGUACUAUUAUAUGCACAACGGCCCGUCGGUUCCAACCGUUUUACCUGCGUCGUUGCAAUCCUGCUUAGGCCCGACUGCUCCUGUGGGUACAGGUCCCUAUGGCCCAUACUGGCCAGAUGGAGCUUACAUACCCUACCGGCCUGCCGCCCUGCGGGACUCUCGUUUCAUGGCCAACUCUCCCCUUUCACCCGACACGAAUUCCACCCAUCUCUUUGAUCUACAAGCGCCAUAUCUAAAUAAUUCCUCGUUCCCUGCAUCGAGCUUUCCAAACUCUGCUUUGUCAUGGACCCAGUUGCCCAGCGGCAGCAACCAUGAUCCUUCUACCAUUUUCCACAAAAACAAAUUCCCUUCACGCCAUUCUCACCAUCCGUCAUUGAGCACUACAAAAGACCAGCAUCGCAGCAACUUGCCCUUCCAUGUUCGUGCAGCCAGUGGACUGAAUACAGGCAUUUCCCCACGUCCUGUUCCCGAUGCCGUUAAAUGGCAUACCAGUUACACUGUUCCACCUUCUCUCUCGGAUCCGCAAUCUCGGGUUCAAACUGCCGAGUUCAAGGAAAAAGUGUUAUCAUGGGCUCACGGUGUGUAUGUGGAUCUUUUGGCAAGUCUUCACCAUGCAAGGAAAAACAGCAUAUCGAAAUCGUCCUCGGAUGGCCAGUCACAACGGAACCUCAAGCCCGCUAUUUACCCAAAACCGCCGCGGCAGCCUGGGUUGGAUUUCUCUUCUCAUCCAGACAUGCCCCGCCAUAAUAGCUAUCCUUCAUCCAGAUUCGACUUGUCUCCUCACGGCUCAGCUCGUCACUUGAAUAGUCGGUCUUUGUCGGGGCUCAUGUUCAAUCCGCGCACACCUGCUGACUCCCGAUUCAUGGAUGGCUUUCAAACCAUUCGUAAGGCUUCUGGCGCGUCACUUUCGCAACUUAUGGGCUCUAUCCCAUCUGAAAACACGAUAAUGGCAAGCGCUGCAUCGGCUUUGGAAAUGUUGUCUCAUUUGUGUAAUGAGAGUAACUGGGAGUGGAUCGAUGGUAUGCUGCUCGGUGGCUGUCUAGCAUAUGGCCUUGGUGACUACCAGAAAGCAACGCGAUGGUAUACGAGAAUAAUCGCCAGGGAUCCUAGACAUGUUGAGGCUAUCAGCAAUCUUGCGGCGACUUUCCUUGCUUUGAAUCAACGAGAUGAAGCACUUCAGCACUGGCUUCGCGCCGUCAAAUUACGCCCCAGUUACUUUGAAGCUGUUGAACACUUGAUUAAUUUACUGUGCACUAAUCAUCGUGGAAAAGAUGCCGUGAGCAUUAUCGAAUUUGUGGAAAAGGCCUUGCGUGUUCCAAGAAACGGUGAAUACUUCCGGUCUGACGAGCAUGCGAGCGAAACAGAGAGCGAUGCCGAAAGUACGGGCUCAUAUGACCGCGCUGCAUUCGAUUACGACAACGAACUGGAUCAUGCCCUAGGUAUGAAGAUAAAUGCCAAUGAUUCCAUCUCUGCUGGAUUCGCAUCCAGUGGCUUUGCAAUUCCCGGUUCCGACAAUGGUAGAAUACUUGCUCUGGUCCAUGCAAAAGGCAAUAUGCUAUAUGCCUUGGGUGAUAAUGCAGGUGCUGCCAUGGCUUUCGAGGAGGCUAUCUUGAUUGCUUCAGGUCGAAGAUGCCACGGUAUCAAGAGUCUGAUUAAGCAGAUAGUAGAUGCUUUCAACACUGCAUCUCACAAUGGAUACGAUCGACCUGUUCAUGAGGGUGAUGAGGCUAAGAAUCCCAUUUUGCUAUAUCCAGAAAAGGCGGUGCAGACCGCAGGUUUGGUUUUCCCACCUUAUGGAUACCCUCCGGGUCUUCAAUACGUGGCCGAAGGCUUGUCACGCAAGGCUGCAAUUUCCACCACAAGCAAUUCUUUGCUGUCUUUGGCUAAAAUUUACCAAGAUGGCAUGUCGAAUGUGUCUGCUAAUGGAAUUUCCAAGUCGGCCGCUCCUGGCGUUAGAGAUAUUCUGGCCUUGUAUUAUCUCUCUCUCUCUCUUCAACCUAGCCCAUCUACGGCAAACAACGUCGGCAUUCUCCUUGCUAGCAUUCAGCAGAAUGGGCCCUCGAAGGUGCGGCCACGCCCUGUCUCUGGCAAGACCAAUUAUCCGGACAUCCCUGGUGUCGUUCCUGGUAGCGGGACAGCGCUGGCUUUAGCCUACUACUCCUAUGGCCUAAGCCUCGACCCGAAACACGCUCACCUGUAUACUAAUCUGGGCAGUUUGUGGAAAGAUAUCGGGCAACUUCAUGCUGCUAUCCGAAUGUACGAGCUGGCCGUUGAAUACGACGGAAACUUUGACAUUGCUCUCGCCAAUCUCGCAAAUGCUGUCAAAGAUGCAGGCCGAGUUAAUGACGCCAUUGUAUAUUACAAGAGAGCUGUCAAAGUGAAUCCAGAUUUUGCCGAAGCAGUUUGUGGCCUGGCAAAUGCGCUGAAUUCUGUAUGUAACUGGACAGGCCGCGGCGGUGUUCUCCAUGGAUUUGGUUUCACAGAUCAAGUACAUGUCGAUGAUAACGGAUUACCGCGCGAUGUCGACAAAAUACAGGUUGGCUUCGGGUGGAUGAAGCGCGUGGUUGACAUCGUGGAUAAGCAGUUAAAGGACGGUGAAAGCUGGGGACAUGGCACUUUGUCAUCCGCAGUGGUUGAGCAGAUAUGUGCGCAAGUGUCGGCCGUAGCGCAGCACAAUGCCAAUGCGAGCAAAUUGAAUGCGAUGCUACGAUCUUGGGCAGGCCAGAAAUGGGAGGGCUCUAGAAUUGUUAAGCUUGUGGAGCGUAUUAUCCGCUCUAUUACCUGGCAAUGGUACCAAGAUCUCUAUGUUUAUGGCAAAGAAUAUCCCUUGUCCAGGUAUAAGAGACCUCAAUUACCGGCAGGUCUCACAGCACCCAAUGCUCCGACAGUGCUUCCAUUUCACACAUUUACUUGCCCUUUGUCUGCAAAGCAAAUCCGACACAUUUCGCAACGUAACGGCCUGCGGAUCUCUACCUCGACCCUCCGCUCACCGUGGCUCCCUAGCACAGUGUAUCCACCGCCAAAGCCACCGCAGCCUUAUCUGAAGGUUGGGUAUGUGUCGUCGGAUUUCAAUAACCAUCCUCUCGCACAUCUAAUGCAGUCUGUUUUUGGAUUUCACAACCCCAAUCGUGUCAAAGCCUACUGUUACGCGACAACCCCAAGUGACAAUUCCACACAUCGCCAGCAGAUUGAACGCGAAGCGCCGCAGUUCUAUGAUGCAAGCGUCUGGUCUGUUGAUCGAUUGGUUCAGCAGAUUGUUCGCGAUGGGAUUCAUAUCUUGGUCAACCUUAAUGGGUACACGAGAGGUGCACGAAAUGAAGUUUUUGCUGCUCGUCCAGCCCCGAUACAUAUGUCGUUUAUGGGCUUCGCCGGUACUCUAGGUGCCCAGUGGUGUGAUUAUAUUCUUGCAGAUGAAAUAUCUAUCCCACGCGACACACUGAGUCCUGGGAGGCGAGAGUAUCGUAUUGAGGACCGUGGAUUCGAAGAUGAGCGCACAGAGGAAAUGGAGAAUUGGAUGUAUGAUGAAAGGAUCGUUUAUACCCGAGACACCUUUUUCUGUUGUGAUCAUCGACAGAGCGCACCAGAUAGUGAUGCCGCGCCCAUUAGUUGGGAUCGAGAACAGGAGAGACGCUGGAAAAUGAGAAAGGAGCUGUUUCCGAAUAUUCCAGAUGACGCCAUUAUUCUUGGAAAUUUCAAUCAACUUUAUAAGAUUGAACCGACCACAUUCCGUACAUGGCUUCGCAUCCUCUCCGACAUUCCAAAAGCUGUCCUGUGGUUACUUCGCUUCCCUGAGCUUGGGGAGCAUCAUCUCAAAGAGUGUGCGGUGAAAUGGGCUAAUGAGGAAAUUGCAUCUCGUAUUAUCUUCACCGACGUUGCUCCUAAACAAACGCACAUCGCACGAGCCCAAGUGGUGGAUCUCUUCUUGGAUACACCCGAGUGCAACGCACACACCACAGCUGCCGACAUUCUCUGGAGCGGUACGCCCAUGCUGACAUAUCCCCGUUAUAAAUACAAGAUGUGUUCCCGGAUGGCCUCGAGCAUCUUAUCAAGUGCUUUACCGGACACGGAAGCAGGUCGACAAGCUAGAAAGGAGCUAGUGGCGAGUUCUAAUGAGGACUAUCGCGAGAAAGCCAGUCGUCUCUGCCGCGACUUGCGGUAUUAUUCUGAAACUGAAACUGGCGGCCAAAGGGGUCAAGCUACCGGCCGCCUAGUUGAGUUACGUCAAAUGUUGUUUACUCACCGGUGGCAAAGCAGAUUGUUUGACACUAGGCGUUGGGUUAAUGAUUUGGAAAAUGCAUAUGAGAAGGUUUGGAGUGCUUGGGUUAAGGGCGAAGAGGGUGAUAUUUGGUUAUAA
This is a messenger RNA of Talaromyces atroroseus, 4971 nucleotides long. RefSeq lists its product as hypothetical. Bases 1 to 4971 code for a protein of 1656 amino acids. The transcript is spliced from 3 exons. Gene Ontology annotation, biological process: protein O-linked glycosylation. Gene Ontology annotation, molecular function: glycosyltransferase activity; protein binding. The record is from RefSeq and is a predicted model, not a curated record. Lineage: Eukaryota; Fungi; Ascomycota; Eurotiomycetes; Eurotiales; Trichocomaceae.